AUUUGCUACGCACACACGCUCCUACCUGCCCCUUUCUCAGUUCUUCCCGGUGGUAUGAACUUUGGAUGCAGCAGUGAAGUGUCAAACUGUUGCGUGUCACAUCUGCCAGAGAAUUCCUGAGUGAUUAUUGACGGUGACUGAAGGUGGACACACCUCUCUACCUAUCAGUCUCACAGUCCCUGGCUGUCUGUCUCUCUACAGGACAAUGUUAUAGCCUUCCUCAGACUAAAAGAGGCACAGCUCUUUCGCCCAGGAGACCUCCAAGACACAUCCACUAGAGUCGAUGUCAAGUGCUGAUCACCAUAUGCUGGCUAGGUAGGAAGGCACAAUGCGAGCCCUUCUAUAAUGGACCUAACUUAAACCCCAAGGCCUUUGAAGGACUACUGAACAUAGCAGCGCUAUCCAAGGCACUUGAGGAAUUAUCCGGCCAGAGAACCAGCAGCAGCAGAACAUUUCGAGAAAGAGACAGUGGUUUCAGAGACAGCUGGUAUAGUGGGAGAGAGGAUAUAUUACCUAUACUGAGAGGAGGAGGAUACAGGGUUCUAGACCACACAGCAGAUCCCUGACAACACGCCCAAAGCAGCAGUGAGGGUUCUGGGAGUGACGCGGAGACGGACUCAGUCUUCAGGAUGGCGGCCGACAGUAACAAGGAUUCACUGCACUACCGCCGCUCGCUGGUCAUCGAGCCUAAAACGACCACGCAGUUCAACCAGUUCCUGCCCACCAAGGACAAGCCAGCGGCCUAUGUGCCAGCGCCGCUCCGCAAGAAGCGGGCCGAGCGCCACGAGGACAACCGCCGGAGCUGGGCCAGCCCCAUGUACACGGAGGAAGAUGGCACCUUCACAAGACUGCUCCAAAAGCGCGCAGUUGCUAACGACGGGAGCAAAUCAAUGACAGACCUUGCAGUGGAACAGGCAGCCCUGAAGCAAGUAUGCUACGAGGAACUACAGAAGAUCAGAGAGGAGGUCAAGGAGAACGACGACCAGUGGCAGGAUGACCUCACCAAGUGGAAGAACCGUCGCAAGAGCGUCAACUCUGAUAUUGUGAAGAAGAAAGAGGAGAGGGAGCAGAUUGAGCAGACCACAGAGAGCAGCGAAGGAGGGAGCGGUGGUUUCCUGAGGUCCAACCGGAGCUCCAUCGGCAGUCGUCUCAACUCCCUCGCCUUCCUGGACCAGGACGUGUUUGAAGACUCCGCUCCGGUCCUCCAAACCCGUACCCUCCCCCCCAGGAGCUACACCAUCGACUAUCCCUACACCCCCGUUGACCGCCCCAGUCCCACACCCCCCUCCGUGCCCGACCUGAGAGAGGAGGACCCCGCCCCCACUGCCACCACGGCAACCAACAGGGCCUACUCACCCUCCAGGGGUGACAUGAGCAACAGUAGUGACCGUCCCUCCGGUUCAGGUAGCGACAUCACAAACAACACUACCACCAUCGGUCGUACCUCCAACUACAACCGCUAUGUUCCAGCCCCCUCGGAGAGAGCCCCGACCCCCUCGGAGAGAGCCCCGACCCCCUCAGAGAGAGCCCCGACCCCCUCGGAGAGAGCCCCGACCCCCUCGGAGAGAGCCCCGACCCCCUCGGAGAGAGCCCCGACCCCCUCGGAGAGAGCCCCGACCCCCUCGGAGAGAGCCCCAAGCCCGGCCUUGAGGUACACCAGCGCAGCCAAGAUGGAGGAGACCUCCAGCACCACCACCGUCACCACCCCCAGCUUCCUCACAAAACUACCCGAGCCCAGGCGCCCGUGGGCGGGCAAGGUGGCUGAAGAAGUGACCACUUCCACUGCUGGUGGUUCUCUGUACAAACUACAACCACUGUACAACUCGGUGGCGAUGGAGCCAAAGCCUAUGCCUCCUAGUGUGUCUCGGGUUUCUGCCUCUCUCCCCAGGAGCUACAUGAAAUCGGAUAGUGCUCGCCUCACCUCCGUCGUCACGCCACGGCCUUUCGGGAGCCAGUCCACCUGCGUCGCAUCGCUGCCCCGCACCUACACCAAAAGUGUGAACAGCGAGAUGGAUGUCACCAAGAAGUCGUUGGCCCCCAGCCGCUAUAGCCAGGUCAUGAGCUCCGAGGACGAGGCACGUUCCCACUCCAACUCUGCCAACAGCAGUGGAGGAGAGGAAGAGGAGGAGGAAGAAGAAGAAAAGAGAGAGAGGGUAAGGGGAGUGAACCCCACACUGGUCCCUACCCUGGCCCCCUCGCCUGUCCCUCCUCAGGCCAGGAGUCCUUUCACUGCACUCCAGCCCCCGAAAGUGGCCUCCUCAGCCCCAGUCAGUCCUGUACCUGCAAAGGACACAAACCAGGAGAGCUACGCUGACAUGCGGAUCAGUCUGAACCAGAAGCCCAACAGCAGUCGAGACUUUGGCUUCCAGACAGAGUGGGACUCCACUGGAGCUCACGUCACCUCUAUCCAACCAGGCAGCCCAGCGGAGCUGUGCCAACUGCAGGUGGGAGACGAGGUGCUGGCGGUUAGCGGGCACAGGGUGGCAGAGAUGAGCUACCGCGAGUGGAAGAGCAGCACAGAGCAGGCCCUGCAGCAGGGCAGCCUCUCCAUGGACAUACGUCGCCACGGCAGGAACAACUGGGACAGAGACCUACCUUCCCUGCCGUGUAAAAGCCAUAAGACCAUCAAUCUGACCAGUAUGAAUCGUCAUCCAACACUUCUAGGUUCCCCCAACACAGCCACUGUUAACUCAACCACCAGCUUGGCUUUCACAUCUCAGGGAUCCAUAGAAACCACCAAGGAAAUCGCCAUCCAACAAAUCAUUGAUGUGGCAUCCAUUGGAUUGAAUGGAGGUUCCCGUGACAAGACGGUGACCAUGAGAAACAAAGAGUCUGUAGAACCCAUAUCUUUGAAAAACUUAAAACGGAGGUCAGAGUUUUUUGAACAAGGAGGAUCAGAUUCUGCGAUACCAGAUAUGCCCGUUCCCUCCAUCGCUCCCUCCUCUAACCACUGGUCCUGGGACCUGGAGGAGGAGCGCCGGAGGCAGGAGAAAUGGCAGAAAGAGCAGGAGAGACUUCUACAGGAAAAAUACAGUCGUGACCAGGAGAAACUGGAUGAGGAGUGGCGUCGGGCCCAGCAGGAUGCUGUGACUGACGGGGGCAGACACCACCAAGAAGAGCCAAGCAGCAAGAGUAUCAGCCUACUCUGCCCUCUCCGCCAGCCCAUCCCUCCCUGGGAGGACCAGGAGGAAGAGAGGAGGAGGAGGAGGGAAGAGGAGGAGGCACAGCGAAGACAGGAGGAGGAGAAGAGGAGAAUGGAGGAAGAGCAGCGAUGCCAGGAGGAGAGGAUGAGAACGGAGGAGCGAGAUCUACUGCAUCUUCAGAAGGAGAGGAAGAGGGAGAAGCAAAAGGAGGAGGAGAGGAGACAGAGGAAAGAGGAGGAGCUGAGAUGGCAAAGGAGGAAGGAGGAAGAGAGGGAGGAGGAGAGGAGGCACCAAGAGGCUGCUAAUCAACAACACAUGGAGAAUGCCAGAAUGCAGGAACAGCAGCAAUGGGUGAGGGACUCCCGUGGCUAUGCCAAGGUCCAGCCUGAGAUAUCAAUGGCAGACAGGGCAAAGUCCAAAUCUGCUCCAGAGCUAGACGACGUGGAGAAACCAGAGACUAAAAGCUGGUACAGCCGCUCGGGGGGCAUGGCCCAGAAGUUACUGGAGGAGGAGUUGAGACGUAAAGCAGACAAAAAGGCCCAGAGUCUCCAGGCCGUGUCCGAGCUGGAGUUGGAGAGGAGAAACAUCCUGAAUGCCAUGCGAUACAGAGAACCAGAAAGAGUGACUAGCAGCGGUGGGCUGGACGAGGCAUCGUGGAGGAAUGGCCAGCAGAGCCUGUCCCAGGCAGAGUUAGAGAGGCAGCAGAUCCUGCAGGAGAUGAAGAAGAAGACCCAACUGACCACAGACAAAAGCUGGAUCCGCCAGCACACUACCACCAGCAAGGACCCCACUGCCAGCCUCAUCAGCAGAGGUGAGUCUCUGGACAACCUGGACACUGCGCACAGCUCUUCUUGGCACUCAUCGUGGUCAACCUCGUCCAUCCCCAACUACAGCAGGCCUUACUCAGCGCUUUCCGGCCUCAACACCACAUCCUUCUACGGUGAUGGUGGCUACGGCGGUGGUGGCUACAGCGGCAGCGGGGUCGGUGGUCGUCCCGGCUCAGCCACCCUGCCCUCCUCCCUCUCCAUGAGCUCCCUCAGAGGGGCCGGGGGGAGCAACCCGUCUUCCUGGUCCCAAUGCUCGCCAUCGCCAUCUCCCUCCCCCACUCCUUCUCCUGGCCUCGAACCCGAGUCACGCCAAUCCUCGCAGCAACGCAGCAGGUCAGUGAGUGGCAAGAAAAUCUGUACGUUCUGUGACACAGCGCUGGGCAAGGGAGCCGCCAUGAUCAUCGAGUCCCUGGGACUCUGUUAUCAUUUGACCUGUUUCAAGUGCAUUGACUGUAAGUCCGACCUGGGAGGAUCGGAGGCCGGAGCUGAGGUCAGAAUACGGAACCGACAGCUCUACUGUAACUCCUGCUACAUGCGAUUCAAAACUGGACAGCCAACCUCCAUGUGACAUCGCUGUACUACAGCAGAUUGAGGAAGAGACCAUUCUUGACAACAACCCAUGAACACUGCAAUCACGACAACAAGCCGUAACACUUUCCUAGAUGACAACUUUAGAUGUAUUCAAUGUGUAUUAUGAUUCUGCAAAAAGCCCUUUUUCUUCAAUGAACUACUAUCUUAUUAUUUCUUAUUACUGUAUCCAUGAGAGGGUGAGAUUGAAAAAAAAGUUAACAUGUUUUUUUUCAAAGUAUUAUUAUUAUUACCGAUUGCUUGUACACAUUUUGAGGGAUGUGCAUGCACCUGCAGGUUUGAGAGUUUUACCUGGAAAUAGGGUUGGAAAAUUCUGAAAACUAUCCAAAAGUUCCCAGGUUUUUCAGAAAUCCCAGAUGGAGGGUUUGGGGAAUUUUACAACCCUAGCUGGAAACAAUACUGGAAAUUGAUGUUGGUGUUGUCCAUAAGGUUAUUGAUCCUGAUUACUUCAUAUUUCAGAAACGUAAGAGUUUCGUGCUAGGCUGAGGGAAGCCUGCAUUUUCUUCUCCUUUGGGGUUCCAUUUCACCUGUGCCUUUUUUGUUUGUGAUGGUGGGAAGAUUAUUUAGAUUAAAUGGAUUCAAAAGAUAUAAAAAAACUGGCAUGGUUGGUUAGAGAGAGUGAGCAAUUAAUGGGGAGUUGUUGUUCUUUCUCAUUAAUAGAGUGAAUCUUAUACAUUUGAGAUGUUAAGAUAAUUUUUGCCAGAGAAAAAAUAUAUAAUAUAUGGGAUUGAGGCAAAUGUUGUUCAAUAACAUUUGUAAAUAAAAAUUGUGAUCCAGA
Molecule: messenger RNA, 5336 nt
Organism: Salvelinus namaycush (lake trout)
Lineage: Eukaryota; Metazoa; Chordata; Actinopteri; Salmoniformes; Salmonidae
Product: LIM domain only protein 7-like
Exons: 26
Coding region: 630-4538 (1302 amino acids)
Biological process (GO): regulation of cell adhesion; regulation of signaling
Molecular function (GO): protein binding
Source: RefSeq, a predicted model, not a curated record